Molecule: messenger RNA, 849 nt
Organism: Bubalus bubalis (water buffalo)
Lineage: Eukaryota; Metazoa; Chordata; Mammalia; Artiodactyla; Bovidae
Product: magnesium-dependent phosphatase 1
Exons: 5
Coding region: 244-795 (183 amino acids)
Molecular function (GO): acid phosphatase activity
Source: RefSeq, a predicted model, not a curated record
GGCCCGCCGGCGGCCACUGAGCUGUGAGAGCAAGGCCUGCCUCCGUGCGCACAGCCUGCGGGCACGGGUCAUGGCGCAACUCCCCAAACUCGCAGUCUUCGAUCUAGACUACACGCUCUGGCCGUUCUGGGUGGACACGCACGUAGACCCCCCUUUCCACAAGAGCAGGUGAGGCAGGGCUGGGGAGGCCUGGGGCCAGGCGGGGCUCCGCGGGAGCUGAGCGCACUCUGGCCCUCUCCAGUGAUGAAACUGUACGAGAUAGGCGGGGCCAGAGCAUCCAACUGUACCCUGAGGUGCCUGAGGUCCUGGAACGAUUGCGGGGCCUGGGAGUACCCAUCGCGGCCGCUUCACGAGGUACCCGUAUCAGGCAAGAAGGAUAUGGAAUUGAAGCUGGACGGAAGAUGCUUGCCCAUCCCGGACAAACAAGAAGUUGAUUUCCCCCUGGUUACACAUAACUUCACUUGCAGCCUUGGCCCUCCAUUCUCCCCAUCUACUACACCUUUUUACAGGACAGGUGAGGUUGAAGGAGCCAACCAGCUGCUGGAGCUCUUUGACCUUGUCAGAUACUUUGUUCAUCGGGAAAUCUAUCCAGGCAGCAAAGUCACGCACUUUGAGAGGUUGCAGCGGAAGACUGGAGUUCCUUUCUCUCAGAUGAUCUUCUUUGAUGAUGAGAAGAGGAACAUCGUAGAUGUCAGCAAACUGGGUGUUACCUGCAUUCAUGUCCAGCAUGGAAUGAGCCUUCAAACCCUAACUCAAGGAUUAGAUGCAUUCACAAAGGCCCAAGCUGGACUCUGAGGUCCAGUCAUUUGAGGCACAGAACUGAAAGGAAAUCAGGAGGGCAUUUUCAGG